Messenger RNA from Castor canadensis (American beaver), 3030 nucleotides. The record is from RefSeq and is a predicted model, not a curated record. NCBI's taxonomy places the organism in Eukaryota, Metazoa, Chordata, Mammalia, Rodentia, Castoridae.
AUGGGGACUCUGUGCCCCACUUCAGCACUACAUGAUCCUAGCACCAGAGGCCAGCAGCGGAUGUCAGAUUACACCCAGACAUUUGUGGUGGUGGCCAGUGUGCCGGUGGGCCGGCAGGUAGGCGGUGGCCUGGUGGGCCUGCAAGGCAGAAGACUGGCAGGGCCAAGGCCUGGUGGGUCCAUGGGUUGGAGGCCUGGUAGGCUGAUGAGCAGCAGCCUGGCUGUUCUGCGGGGCAGAGGACUGGUGGGCCAACAAGCAGCAGGCUGGCAGGCCUGCAGGGCGGUGGCCCAGAUGGCCCAUGGGAUGGAGACCUGUUGGGUCCUGGGGUGGAGUACUUGCAGGCUGGUGAGCGGUGGUCUGGCUGUUCUGCAUGACAAAGGCCUGGCUGUUCUGCUGGGCAGAGGCCUGGUGGGCUGGAUAUCAGGAGCCUCAAAGGAGGGCUUGGGACCCCAGGGUCUGCCAGUGUUAGGCAAAGCUUGCUUAACCACCAUGGACAAAAAGCCUAAUGUGCUGAGUGAGAAGGUGGAUAAACCCUUGCAUUUCCAAGAAAAUGUCAUGGAGAAACUGUAGUGUGUGUGCCAAGGCAUGGGCCAUCUGGAGCAAGGUCUGUACUGGCUGAAGGCCUUCCAAGGGUUGGGUCCAGCUAGGGCUGACAGUACUCCUCCAGCUGACACUCAGGCUGCGUGGCCUGAGGUCCUAGAGCUGGUGAGGGCCAUCCAACAAGAUGGUGCCCAGUAUAGCGCCAGACUUGAAGCCCUCUUCAGAAUGGUGGUGACUAUGGACAGGGCCAUGGCUUUUGUGGGAGCUGUGUUCCAGAACUCAAAGGUGGUAGAUUUCAUCAUGCAAAGGAAUGUCCCCUGGAGGAAAGGCAGCCUGGCAGAGGACCCCGAAGAGAACAGAGAGCAAGUGGAAGAGAAGGGAGCAAAACUGAAGCAUGAGCUGAGCACCCGAGGCGUGAGGGCAGACAUCAGGGGGCUGUGGGAAGAGAGCCAGAAGGCUGACCUGCCAGAGGGGACAGUGGAGAGGCCACCCCUCAUCACUUCAGGGAUGAGAGCUGACCUCCUCAUUCAGACAGAGGCCUCGCCAGAGCAGGGAGAUGGAGGUCCUAGUCUGAAUCAGGUGCCCCUUGGACACCUGCUGCUGCCCACACAAGUGGAAGCCAAAGCUCCUGAAAUAUCCAGUAAAGACCCUAGGACUGGCCUGGAAUCAUCUGCAGCACCCGACAGGGUCAGUGAGGCCCUCACCAGCCAGGAGGUGGCACCCACUGCAGGACAAGGAAUAUCGUCCAGCAAGCCUGACACUCAGGCCCCAGAAGAGGGCAUGAGGCUCACUUCAGGGUCCAGCCCUCAGCUUCCAGGGCCACCAACCCUGGCCAGGGCAGCUCACCAUGGCAGAGAAACACUUCCACGGAUCUCCAUCCAUGUGCAAGAGAUGCAUACACAUGAGGAGCUACUUGUGACACCAGGGGGCAGAUUCAGACCCACCCUCCCUGCAGAGCCUGCAGUAGCUGCCCAUCCAGGUGAGCAGGACCCACCUGGGCCCAGGUGCUACUCUGAAGCCCCCAGGGAUGAGUUGGCAGAACAGACUCCCAAAGAAGCUGGAAAGCUUCCCACACUGCAGAAGAGCAACAGUGGGGGAGCAGAGGAGAGUCAAGGGCCUGGGACCAAGUCCAUCGUGGGACAAAGCUUGGCAAGAAGGGAUGAGGAAGAUGAUGCUUCUGGGGCUCCAGGCCUACAGAAGGACAAAGGCCUAGCAGCAGAACACUCUGAGUCAGGGAAGGACUGUGCAGCCGGGGGCUCAGGGAGAGCCAAAGCAGAAGGAAGGAUGUACCCAGGUGCCGAGGCCAGCAGCAUAGUUCUGGAUGACAGCCCAGCCCCAUCGGCUCCUUUUGAACAUCGGGUGGUGAGUGCCAAGGAGAUGUCCAUCUUGGCGGGCUACACAGUAUGCCAACAUGAAGUCUUGGGAGGGGGCCGGUUUGGCCAGGUCCACAGGUGCACAGAGAACUCCACAGGCCUCCCACUGGCAGCUAAGAUCAUCAAAGUGAAGAGUGCCAAGGAUCGGGAGGAUGUGAAGAAUGAGAUCAACAUCAUGAAUCAGCUCAGCCAUGUGAACCUGAUCCAGCUCUAUGAUGCCUUUGAGAGCAAGAACAGCUUCUCUCUCAUCAUGGAGUAUGUGGAUGGGGGUGAGCUCUUCGACCGCAUCACAGAUGAGAAAUGCCAUCUGACUGAACUGGAUGUGGUCUUGUUCACCAGGCAGAUUUGCACGGGUGUACUUUACCUCCACCAGCACUACAUCCUGCACCUGGACCUCAAGCCAGAGAACAUUCUGUGUGUCAGUCAGACAGGACACCAAAUUAAGAUCAUUGACUUUGGGCUGGCCAGAAGGUACAAGCCUCGGGAAAAGCUGAAGGUGAACUUUGGUACACCUGAGUUCCUGGCCCCAGAAGUCGUCAACUAUGAAUUUGUCUCAUUCCCCACAGACAUGUGGAGUGUGGGAGUCAUCACCUACAUGCUGCUCAGUGGUUUGUCCCCAUUUCUUGGGGAAACAGAUGCAGAGACCAUGAAUUUCAUCGUGAACUGUACCUGGGAUUUUGAUGCUGACACCUUUGAAGGACUGUCAGAGGAGGCCAAGGACUUUGUUUCCCAGUUGCUGGUCAAAGAGAAGAGCUGCAGAAUGAGUGCCACACAGUGCUUGAAACAUGAGUGGUUGAAUAAUUUGCCUGCCAAAGCCUCAAAAUCCAAAGUUCGUCUCAAAUCCCAACUGUUGCUGCAGAAAUAUAUGGCCCAGAGAAAAUGGAAGAAACAUUUCUAUGUGGUGACUGCUGCCAACAGGUUAAGGAAAUUUCCAACUUGUCCUUAGUAUUCAACUCUGCUGCUCCAGUGGGCUCAGGAAUUACUGAGGCCAGUGAUGAUGAAGAGAUGACUCAUGAUUUUAAAUAACCUGGCAUUUUACUCUUGAUUCCUUUUAUUUUGUUAAAAAAACAAAAAGGUUAUGUUUGUUGCCUUUCUUGUGGAUAUAAAGUGGCUAUAA